AUCCAUUCCGGACUGUUCCGCGGUAUUCCAGGGACCACCCAGGAUGGAACCUGUCUUGAGCAAUGGAACCGGUCUUCUGGCUGGUAGCAUGGCAAAGCAACGGUGCCACAACAUCAGCCACUUUGCAUUGAUGAACAGGCAAGUAUAAAAGUUCCACCAUGACGAACGACAACUCCACAACUACUACAAGUAAAAGUAAAAGCCAGGUGUUGUUUGAUGUAAUUCUAAAAUGGAAAGCAGUACUGAUUGUGUUGCCGUAUUGCGUGGGUGUGAUUUGGGCUUGUUGCCAUGGUACCAGUUCCAUUUUGACGGGUGAUUUCAGCAAACCACGAGGGUACUACAUUGAUGAGAAUUCCUUGGAGACGGGCAAUUUGAGACCCACCGAGUAUCGAUACCAUGCCACGACGGCCCAUGCGGGUGUUGGCUGUAGCGACAAAAAUUCAACAACAACAACAUCGCUCUGUGACCUGCCGUGGAAUAGUAGUGGAGACAAUGUGGAAUGUUACGCCAAUCGAUUCUUUGAGUUGGUACGACUAGUGCCAGUGGCCAAUACGUUGGAACCUUCCAAUGAAGCCAUUGUGCUAGUAGUGGAUCAUCCUCCGUUAGGAGAAACGUGGAUGACCAGUCCACUGCAUGUCACCUUGUUGGAUUUGAUGCGACGAUUGGGAUCAGCGGAAUCGGUGCCCUGGUUGUCCAAGACCAUUCUGCUCGUGUCACCAACAACAAACGACUACAAUCAGUAUUCCUUGAACGACGUCACAUACUUUUUUCUAGAAGCCUACAUGGGAUCGCUUGAAACACCACAGCAAGUCUGGUGGAUAGAACCACUGCCCACUCGAUGGUCCAAUGCCAUGAUUCGAAAUUUAAUCGUCUUGACAAAUCCACAGCCAGCCACCGGUGACGCAGACGAAAUACGAAUACUCGCACAAGGCAGAAAUGGAAUCUUGCCCAAUAUGGAUUUGGUCAAUGCUGCCAUGACGGUCUUUCGAAGACCUCCCUUGAGUUCUAGCAGCAAACAACGACGCAUCCAUGAACAGACCAAGACUGUCCUGCUCAUGCAUCCCUACGAGGCAUGGGAACAACAACAACAACUUGACAAUUUACCCAAACCAAUCCAAGAAUGGGCCCAUCAAUUGGGAAAUCUCGUCUUGUUUUGUCACGCCCUAUUCCAGGGUCCGCUGGCACCACACGCCCUGGCGUUGGAACGAGGGAUUGAUGCCAUAUCCAUUCAAGGACGACACGCUAGUGACCAAACUCAGUUUGUGGCCAAUUUGGUACACAAACUCGAACUGACACUCCGGGCACUGUCCAAUCUACACGAACGACUUCAUCACUCGACACCGCUCUACUUACUGCCGAGUCCCACCACAUUUGUCAAGCACGAAGAGUAUCUCGUGCCCAAUCUGCUCUUGUUGAUACCCAUGGUAUUGAGGGCGGCCUCUUUGGGCCUCUUGGAUAUUCGACGCUUCGACUGGAAUGUCAUUACAUGGAUGGUGACCCUCGUCGUCGGGGCGACUGUCGUUAUGGACGCGCUAGUUGCCAGUACUACCAGCACUACUAUGGGCCAAGAACAUCCAAGAACACUCCGAAAUACCUUGUGGUGUAUCAUCUAUGCCUUCUGUGCUGGAAUAUUGUACCAAAAGGUCAACAACAACAACAACAGUCAAAGAAAGACAAAUCAUCGUCACAACGAUUCCAUCCGCAGUGCCCAACUGAUUGUCUGCUUGAUGACAAUUUACGCACACGUCCCCAUUUGUUUUCAAAAUGUGUCCUUGUCGUAUCCUUCGGCGGCAUUCUGGACUCCCAUGAUCGCCUUUGCCGAAUGGAACCAGGACAAACGGUGGCUAUGGGGGGCAAUGGCCGUGUGGAUCAUUCUGGCAUGGCCUCCCACAUGGUUGCUCAAUGCCGUGUUUGAGGAUGCCUACUAUACCACAUACAUUGGAUAUCUGUACUUUCCAUUGCAUCUGGCUUUGUUUCUGUCAUGGGGGCUGGCAGUCAUGACAAGAAGGAAAUGA
This is a messenger RNA of Seminavis robusta, 2015 nucleotides long. NCBI's taxonomy places the organism in Eukaryota, Bacillariophyta, Bacillariophyceae, Naviculales, Naviculaceae. The record is from the annotation of a GenBank genome assembly.